AUGGUCGCGUUCGCGGAAGAUGCGUGCGGCGGCGCGUCGGCGGGCCGUGCGGAGGCGCAGCAGCGCGUGACGGCGGAGUUCCCGCCACCGCCGCCGAAGGCCUCCGCCGACGGCAUCUGGGACAGGUACCCCGACGGGAUCCCGAUCGGGCAGCUUAUUGGCAAAAGGGGCGAAGACACGUCCGAUGGCACCCACGCGGGGAGGUCGAAGACGCUUCUACGUCGUCAGCACGACCUGGACCGCGACGAGGACGGGCUGGUGACCAAGGACGAGAUCGUGCGCGCGCUGGACGAGAUGAGCCAGGCCAAGGCGCUGGCCCGGCUGCUGCGGAACUGCGUGGUGAUCUUGGUGGUGCUGCUCGUGCUGACGCUGGGCGCCAUUUUCGGCAUGUCGUGGGCGAUGUUCGAGCACUUCCAGACGACGGAGGCGCGGGGCGACAGCGUGCUGCGCGAGCGCGGGUCGGGCGCGCCCGUGACGACGGGCGACGUGCAGGGGGAGGUGAUGGGCCCGAAGGAGGGGCGGUUCCGCGUAACAAAUCAGGUGGUGUGGACCGAGGGCGGCGCGGGCGACGCGGGCGGCGCGCGGCGGCUGCUGCAGGCGGGCGGAGGCGGGGCGGAGCCGCUGCCGCUGCCCGAGGGCUUCGCGCCGCACGCGGACGCCGUGGCGUUCGCCCUGUGUCCGGACGCCGAGCGGUGGGCAGCGGCGUACGAGCAGCAGACGAUGCACGUUGACGUGCUGUACAAGACGCCGGACGGGCACCUGCGGCGCGAGGCGGUCGAGAUGUCCGACCUGGAGCGCGCGGCGUACGAGGGCGGGCAGUACACGCAGAGCCUGGAGGAGCACCCCGGGUUCGGGAUGCGGAUCGUGGCGGCGCCCGUGGACGCGGAGAGCGCGGUGGCGCUGUACGCGGUGCUGUGUCCUGUCGGGGUGCAGACGGAGCACGAGGCGUGCCUGUGCUCGGUGCUGGCGGAGAGCAAGCCCGGGCAGACGCUGUCGAUCGAGACGGAGGGGGAGGAGGCGGUGCGGAGGCGCAUGGCGGCGGCGGGCGAGGUGCGCGGGAGGCGGCGCGAGCUGCGCGCGCGAGCGCUCGGCGAGGGCGCGGCGGCCGGGGCGGAGUGGGCGCGCGUGCCGUGUGCGGCGGCGCAGGAGGUGCACCGCCGGUACGUGGACGGCGACGGGCGGCCGACGCGGGUAGUGGCGCGGCUGCGGGGCGGGACGCCGGUGUCGGUGCACCUGCGAGCGACGGAGGCGGGCGCGGUCCACAGCCCCGAGGGCAGCGGCGGCGACGUGAGGAUGCAGUUGCGGGCGUCGUGGGGGCGGCACGGGCCGGCGAUGGCGACGGCGGAGGCGGUGUGUCCCGGCGAGGUGGCGGAGGAGGGGGCGGACGUCGCGGGGGCGACGUGCUUCUGCGCCGUGCAGCUCAUGCACAGGAACAGGCGCAGGGCGCAGAGCGGCGCGCCGGCGUGGGCGCGGAGCUUCCAGGCGGUCGACGAGCCGCCGUUGGUGUGCCCGACGUCGUACACCUUCAGACCGACGCCGUGGACGGAGGGGUCCGGGAUGAUCGCUCGAAUCUCCCGGCCGAUGGCCCGCUCUUUGGUCGGCUUCGGGAACGGUCAGUGCAGGGGGUUCAAGACGCGGUCAGAGUGCUUGAAUGGGCCAGUGCUUGUCCAGUUGAGUACUGGCCAUGCGACGGUGAGCUGCCAAUGGGUCGACGUGGUGCAGCGCCGGGUGGACUUUGCUGCGACGGCCCAGUGCAUCAAGACGGACGCCUGCGUGUGCGCAGAGAACGGCAUGAGCUGUCCGCACAAGGUGGAAUGCUCGUACAAUCCGCUCUCACUCGUCUUUUGCGAGGAGUCGGUCACGCCGUGCUGCGAGACCACGGGCACCGUUAUGGAGGACGUCGUUGUCGGGCAGGAGUGCACGGCGCGCGAAGACACGCUCUUCGUGCAGGACCUCACGAAGCUCGAGAGCGAGUGGUCUGGCCCAUCAGAGGUCCCCGGCGCCCGUGUCACUGAGUGCGCCUGGAUCGGCGCCACUGUGUGCCUGUCUCGGAGCACCGAGGCCGAAUGCAAGAACUGGAGAGACCACCAAGUGCCCUGGGCGCCGCUGCCGCACGUGUGCCACGCAAGCGCCUGCCUCCACGACGCGGAGGGAAAGCGCGACUGGGCCAACCUGACGCUUGUGGGAUGUCAGUGGCACGGACCCGUGCGGAGGUCGGCUGACUCUCCGGGUGCUUGUCUCCCUUCGUACUACGAGGGUGUGCGCCCCGACUGCUUCCCGGCCAGCGGCUCGCUCGUGUCGGCGGCCGGUGCUCUGCGCGCAGCCGACGUGCGCGUGGGGUCGUCGGUGGGCGUCGUGGACGAGAGCGGGCGCGUGGUGCUGGAGGAGGUGGUGGCAGUGACGCGCGCGGAGGCGGGCGCGCGGUCGGCGAUGGUGCGCGUGGAGGUGGCGGGCGGCGCGGCGCUGGUGCUGUCGCCGGGGCACCUUCUCUGGACGCGCGGCACGGGCGGGUCGGAGGCGACGGCGGCGUGGCUGGAGAGACUGCGCGUGGUGUCGCGCGUGAUCCAGAAGUCGCAGUGGCUGGCGGGCGCGCGCCUGGUGGCGGCUGCGAGCGUUGUUGCGGGCGAUGAGGUGUUUGUGGUCGGUGGCGAAGAUGGCGGCGGACAGGGGCGCGUGCGCGCUGCGGAGGUGACGGGUGUGGCGUGGGUGCCGGCGACGGGGCAGUACGCGUUCAAGACCCGAAGCGGGCGGCCCGUGUUGGUGGAUGGCGUGGUUGCAAGCGACUUGUCGACUGGCCUGCAAGGCGACGGCUUGGCCCUGGUGGCGGGGGGCGAGAUGAUGAGGACGCUGGGAUCGUGGCUGGUGUGGGCGGUCGGCGCCAGAGCGGCGGCUGCGCUGAGCCAGGCGGCGGCGCGCAUGUACACCGUGGCGGUGCCGGCGCUGGCCCCGGUGGUGCGGCGGGCCGCGGUUUGGGCGAGCGAGUGA
Messenger RNA from Pedinophyceae sp. YPF-701, 2985 nucleotides. Lineage: Eukaryota; Viridiplantae; Chlorophyta; Pedinophyceae. The record is from the annotation of a GenBank genome assembly.